GACUGGGAGAUCAACGACUAACCAAAAGAAGGUCUUUCAGCACAACAGUUCUAGCUCUAUUCGAAGUUACACACAGCAAACGUUGUGCGGUCCUGUCACCAAGUCUUCGCGGAUCUGUCAUGAAGAAUGCACCAACAGUUUCUAAUUGAGAGCGACAGGUCGGAUUUCUACAGCCGAUAACCUUUAUUUCUGUGUGGAUAAUUUCUAGGUUUUUUCACGAUGGCAGGGGAUGGAACAACACUGAAAAAUCGUAUCACAAAUUUCCUCCGUACACCUUCCAUGAGACUGAAAAGAAGUCGUACGAAGGAAAACCUUCUCAGCAAGGUGACCCUUGAGAAAGUGCUGGGAGUCACGACUUCUGGAAACAGUGGCCUGGCCUGUGACCCCAGCUCUGGCCUGGUGGCAUACCCCGCAGGGUGUGUGAUAGUGCUGCUCAACCCUAAAAAGAACAAACAGCAGCACAUCAUCAAUACCUCCAGGAAGGCCAUCACUACACUAGCUUUCUCCUCAGAUGGCAAGUACCUGGUCACAGGCGAGUGCGGCCACCUGCCUGCGGUGCGUGUGUGGGACGUGGCGGAGGGCUCCCAGGUGGCGGAGCUGCAGGGCCACAAGUACGGCGUCUCCUGCGUGGCCUUCUCCCCCAACACCAAGUACAUCGUCAGCGUGGGCUACCAGCACGACAUGAGCGUCAACGUCUGGGCCUGGAAGAAAAACGUAGUGGUGGCCGCCAACAAGGUGUCCAGCAAGGUGACCUCCGUGUCCUUCUCCGAAGACAGCUCCUACUUUGUGACGGCAGGGAACAGACAUGUGCGCUUCUGGUACCUGGAUCACUCUGGCUCCACUAAGUUGGACAGUCCCGUGCCCUUACUGGGUCGCUCAGGACUUCUCGGGGAGCUGCAGAACAACUUCUUUUGUGACGUGGCGUGUGGGCGGGGCAACAAGUCAGGAAGUACCUUCUGCAUCACUUCCUCCGGCCUGCUGUGUGAGUUCAACGAGAAGAGGAUGCUGGAGAAGUGGGUGGACCUGAAGAGCACCAUGGCCAGGUCGCUGUGCGUGACGGCUGAGCUGAUCUUCUGUGCGUGUGCCGAGGGCACGGUGCGCGCCUUCAGCCCCACCGACCUCCGCUUCCUGGGCACGCUGCCCCGCCCUCACCACCUGGGAACGGACGUGGCCGCCGUCACCCAGCCCAGCCACCUGUUCUCCCAUGAGAGUGAUGCGAGGUAUCCCGACUCGGUGGCCGUGACCUAUGACCCCUCCAGCGGCUGGCUGUCGUGCGUGUACAACGACCACAGCAUGUACGUGUGGGACGUUCGGGACCUGCAGCGAGUGGGCAAGGUCUUUUCAGGCCUCUACCACUCAGCUGCCAUUUGGGACCUGCAGGUGUACCCUGAGAGUGUUGACACCUCUGGCUCGUUGCCCAGCUCCGUCUCCUUCCUCAGCUGCUCUGCUGACAACACCAUACGCUUCUGGAGCUCAGACACCCAGCGUGCUGUCUCCAACAGCAACAUCCUCAGCAACGACCUUCUGAAGGUGAUAUAUGUAGACAGCAGUAGCGCCGCCCUACUGGACACAGACAUGUUCAGCACCUCCAGCUUGGAGAAGCAGGACAGCGCGCCACCAGAGGUCAAGACGGGCAUCCGCACCAUCUGCGUCAGUCCCAACGGACGACACCUAGCCUCGGGCGACCGCACCGGCACACUCAGGGUGCAUGAUCUGUGCAGCAUGAAGGAGAUUCUGAAGGCGGAGGCUCACGAGAACGAGAUCCUCUGCUUGGAGUACUCCAAACCAGACACUGGUGUGCAUCUGCUGGCGACGGCGGGAAGAGACCGCCUGAUCCACGUGCUGAACGCUGAGCAGAACUACAGCCUGCUGCAGACACUGGACGAACACUCCUCCUCCAUCACCGCCGUGCGAUUCGCUGCCAAUGAUGGGAAAGUGAAGAUGAUCAGCUGUGGAGCUGACAAGAGCAUCUACUUCAGGACCGCUCAUGGGACCGCUAAAGGAACUGAGUUCAGGCGCACUCAUCAUGUGGUGAGGAAGACCAGCCUGGCUGACAUGGACGUGGACCCCACCUGUAAAUAUGCAGCCGUGGGUUGUCAGGAUCGGAGCAUUAGGGUCUUCAACAUCAGCAGUGGAAAGCAGAAGAAGUCCUACAAGGGCUCCCAGGCGCUCGACGGCACCGUCCUCAAGGUCCAGACAGAUCCAUCUGGGCUCUUCAUUGCCACCAGCAGCUCGGAUAAGAACAUCUGCCUCUACGACUACCAGUCAGGAGAGUGCCUGGCAACCAUGUUUGGCCACUCAGAGAUCAUCACGGGCAUUAAGUUCACCAGUGACUGUCGAUAUUUGAUCUCCGUCUCCGGAGACAGCUGUGUGUUUGUGUGGCGGCUGGCCCCUGAGUUGACCCUCACCAUGCGAAAUCACAUCGCCCAGCAGAAGAGGGCCCAGGCUGAUGUCACCAACAAGACACACAGGCAGGAGUUGUACAGCCCUCCACCUCAGGUUUCAGAGGAGGACGACGAGGAGGAGGAAGAUGAGGAAGAGGAUGAUGCUGCUUGUGAGGGUGAAGAUGAAGCGGAGGGUGAGGCUGCAUGUGUAGGGGGCAUAGAGGUGGCUCAGGAGUACGUCCCAGACCGCCAAAGACACACGCACAUCCUGCUACACACCAACUCCGAGAGCAGCAUAGGAGAUGCUUCAGAGUGUUCGGAGAGCUGGGAGCCUUCACAGCCCCAGCCCCAAUCUGCUGCUGCGGCCGCUGCUGCUGGGGAGUCGGCGCCGCGUCGUCGCUGGUCCUGCCGGGUCGGCUCCAUGGAGAUGGUGGUCCAGUCCAUGCUGGAGCUGCGGCAGCUGGAUCAGCUGGCCAACCUCAACUCUGAGGACGAGAGCGCCGAGCCCGAGCACGUCGCUCUCAAACAGAAGGGGGUAGCGGAGGAGGCGCCGUGUCUCCAGAGGAGGCCCAGUAGGCCCCCGCGUCCCCACUCCGCCUGGCUGGCUCCGGCCCUGACUCCGGAGCCCGAGGGGGUGGUGCUGUACCCGGAGCAGAGGUGGGGGAGGGGCAGCCACAGCAGUGGCAGUGGUAGCGCCAGUGGCAGCCUAGGGCGCGAGAGCCCGGAGUUCCAGGUGAGGGCCCAGACGUGCAGGGGAGAGGACUCGCAGGAGGAGACGUCCACCACCCCGAGCCACCAGGGGGGGUCGCACUCGCGCUCCCGCUCGUGCUCGCGAAGGGGGUCGGUCAGGGGGUCGCAGCGGCGGAGCACGGACAGCACGGCCUCCCUGGGCUACUGCAGCGGUGGCGUGUCCAGCCCGGAGCCACGCAGCACAGACUUUCAGAGUCUUGAGGACCUCAGCACAGACGCAGAUCGCUCCACCACGGAUGAGGAUGAGGAGGAGGUGAUGAUGAGACAUGGGAAGAGGCUCCACCAGACCAACUUCCAGAGGCUGUCUGCCCUCAGACACAGCACAGGAAGCCUUCGCAGACCCUGUCACAGACCUGUGCAAAGAACCCCUCUCAACUCCACUCAUUUUGAUCAGGACAACCAUGUGAGAGCCCAGUCUCCAAUGUCCCGCAUCCCACGCCGGCUGAGAGACAAGAGUCCCGGCGUCUGCGCGCAGCCCCUCGUCUCCGCAGUUCGCCCCCUGGUGGCGGAGCACACGCGCUACAGGGACCACACACAGGACAACAUCAUGUCUCCAAGGACAGGCCCCCGACGUAGGGGUUCUCAGGGGGACACCCUGGACAGCUGCGCAUCUCCAGAGGUGUACUAUGGUGGUGGUGGAGGAGGAGGAGGAGGAGCCAGGAACAGCCAUCUGCGCAGGGGGGCCUCGGGGGCAUGUGCCUCCCGCCUCAUCUCCAGGGCCCACCCCCCUCUCCACAAGUCCAUGUCUGCCCAGAACCUGUCUGUCGACACCGCCCGAAAGCAGCCCACCACUCCCGCUCGUCAAAGGAAGGAGUUCCACCAGCAGCACCAGCGCUCCCCAUCCACCCCGCUCCUCCUCCCCACCUCCCCGGGCCCUUUCUCCCCCUCCCCGGGCCAUCUCUCCUUCCCCUCCUCCCCCUCCUCCCCUUCCUCCCCGCCCCCGACCAGCCGCCUGCACUCCUACAUGAGCCCCACCACCAGCUCCAAGGCCAAGGUCUGCCGCUCCGUGUCCGCCGGCGAUGCCCUCAUCCUGGGCUACAGCUCCACCACCUCCCAGGAGACCGACCCAGGCACCGCCAGCCCGCCGAGGUCCACCAGCCCGCGCAUGCACGCCAAGACCUCGCCCAGGUCCCGCCUCCCCGCCGAGGGAGCCCUCUCCGAUAGGUUACUGUGCAGGCAGGCCUCGGCCUCGAGCAAUCACGCGUCGCAGGAGGCUCUGUCGAGCUCUGACGAGCGCCUCAGCUUGAGGCGUGAGCCCAGCUUUAUCAGGAAGCAAGUGCACGCAGACAGUGGGAAGGAGCGCCCUCUGUUGGCGGUGCAGGCGUUCUCCGUCGUGUCCGAGGACUCGUCUAGCAGCAGCACAGGGGCUGGUGUCACGGUGGAGAGCUGUCGGGAGGCGGCAGUGGAACUCCAGAGGACGCUGGAGAAGACCAUGGAGCUGUACAGGAGGGUGAAUUCUUGCGGUGCUCGGGGUGCUGAGCAGGUGGAGAUGGAGCAGGUGCUGGGGGAGGUGCUGGGCCGCGUGCGCACCGUCACCGACCACCUCCCGGCAACCGUGAGCCGCAAAGGGGAGGAGCCGAGCGGCGGAGGCGACGUGGCUUUGGCUCUGCUGGAGCAAUACUCACAACUGCUGCUCAAGUCAGUAGAGCAGAGACUAGAGAGCAAGGUCUGAGGACGAGGACACACACACACACACACACACACAUAC
Molecule: messenger RNA, 4842 nt
Organism: Engraulis encrasicolus (European anchovy)
Lineage: Eukaryota; Metazoa; Chordata; Actinopteri; Clupeiformes; Engraulidae
Product: mitogen-activated protein kinase-binding protein 1-like
Exons: 29
Coding region: 220-4806 (1528 amino acids)
Biological process (GO): negative regulation of canonical NF-kappaB signal transduction; positive regulation of JNK cascade
Cellular component (GO): cytoplasm
Molecular function (GO): protein binding
Source: RefSeq, a predicted model, not a curated record